CCCGCCACGCCCCGCCCGUUGCUCCCGGCCCGCCAGCUCCCUCUCCGCCCCUCGGCCUGUAGGCCCUGCCUGCGGGGUGGGGGAAGCUCCGCGCUGAGGACCGCCCCCCCGCCCCGUCCCCUCCCCGCCCCUCCGGCGCGGCACCCCGGCGGCGGCGGCGGGGACUAUGCGGAGAUGGCCGUCCAGACCCGAGGCAGGAACAAAGAGUCGCCGCCGCUCAAGCCGGGCCAGCAGCAGCACCAGUCGCCGGGCGCUAGCCCCAGGAGCGGCCGCGGGCACCGGACGCACUCGCCCGGCAGGCAGGGGGCCGGCGCCAUGCGGAAGGGAGGCGGCGGCGGCCGGCGGGGAGCGCGGGGCGACCCCCAGAGACCUUGCAAGGAGGGGCCGGCGGCCGAGGGGGCGCGGGACGCGCUGGGCCGCGGGCCCCGGGGGCUCCUGUGCUUCUGCAGAGACCGGCUCCGAGUGUUUGUUGAAGACAAAAAGGCCUUCAUAUUAAAAGCCGAUAGCAGGAUAUGGCUCACACUAAUUUCAGCUGCUUUUGCAGGAGUCCUACAUUGGUGUCAUAUAACAACUCUUUUUGAAAAUGACCGUCAUUUUUCUCACCUGUCAACGCUAGAAAGAGAAAUGGCUUUUCGCACUGAAAUGGGUCUUUAUUAUUCCUACUUCAAGACCAUUAUUGAGGCACCAUCAUUUUGGAAUGGAGUAUGGGCCAUUAUGAAUGACAGACUAACUGAAUAUCCUUUAGUGAUUAACACUUUACAGAGGUUCAAUCUUUACCCAGAGGUGGUCCUUGCCAGCUGGUACCGCAUAUAUACUACCAUAAUGGAUUUCCUGGGUGUUCCAACAAAGAUAUGCUGGACAGUAAACAGAGGGACAGGGCUUAGCCCUGUUGAAAGCUGUGAGGGGCUGGGGGACCCUGCUUCCUUUUAUGUUGCUGUGAUUUUUCUUUUGAAUGGAUUAAUGAUGUCACUGUUCUUCAUAUAUGGCACAUACCUGAGUGGGAGCCGUCUAGGAGGCCUCAUUACUGUGAUAUGUUACUUUUUCAACCAUGGAGAGUGUACACGUGUCAUGUGGACUCCGCCUCUUCGUGAAAGUUUCUCAUACCCAUUCCUUGUGCUUCAGAUGUUGCUUUUGACCUAUAUUCUCAGGAUUCCGAAUAUUAAUACAGGAAGCUUGAUUGCACUGUGUGUUUCUAAUAUCUUUUUCAUGCUUCCCUGGCAGUUUGCUCAAUUUGUUCUUCUCACACAGAUAGCUUCUUUAUUUGCUGUGUAUGUUAUGGGUUAUAUUGACUCCUGCAAAUUACAGAAGAUACUCUCUGCUCAUAUGGUAUCUCUUGCAGUGUGUUUUAUUCUGAUGUUUGGUAAUUCAAUGUUAUUGACAUCCUAUUAUGCUGCAUCUUUAGUAGUUAUCUGGGGAAUUCUUGAAUUAAGUCCAAAAUGCUUGAAAAUGAGCAGAAGAGAAGUCAGUUUAUGGGUCAUUGAAGGAUGUGCCUGGAUUAUUGGGACAGUCACCUUGAAAUAUCUGACUUCUUUAGCAUUUGGAAUAUCUGAUGAUGCUCAUAUAGGUAAUCUAUUAAAAUCUAAAUUUACUGGCUACAAGGAUUUUGAUACAUUGAUGUACACCUGUGCUGCAGAAUUUGACUUCAUGGAAAAGGAGACUCCAGUGAGAUACACAAAGACUCUGCUACUACCAAUUGUUCUGGUGGUUUUGGUGGUAAUCAUUAAAAGGGCAAUUAAAUAUCUUGUGUGGGUCUCAUCUCAAAAAGGCCAAUGUGAAAGAGAGGAACGUUUUAGCCACGGUGAGCUGGUGUAUCAUGCAUUGCAGCUGUUGGCGUACAGUGUCCUAGCGAUUUUAAUUAUGAGACUAAAACUGUUUUUGACACCCCAUCUUUGUGUUAUGGCUUCCUUAGUGUGUUCAAAGCAGUUGUUUGGAUGGCUCUUCUGUAAAAUCCAGCCCAAAAUAUUGGUCUUUGCCAUUUUAGCAUUGAUGACAUUAGAAGGAUCAUCAAACCUUCAAACUCAGUGGAACAUCAUAGGAGAAUUUAGCAAUUUGCCACAGGAGGAACUUUUAGAAUGGAUAAAAGUCAAUACCAGACAAGAUGCAGUUUUUGCAGGAGCAAUGCCUACGAUGGCAAGUGUUAAAUUGUCUACACUUCGUCCUAUUGUAAAUCAUCCUCAUUACGAAGAUGCAGGAUUGAGGGCCAGAACUAAGAUAGUAUAUUCCAUGUACAGUCGAAAACCUGCAAAAGAAGUAAAAAAAGAAUUGAUAAAACUAGGAGUGGAUUACUACAUUCUAGAAGAGUCAUGGUGCAUAAGAAGAACAAAGCCUGGUUGCAGUAUGCCUGAAAUUUGGGAUGUGGAAGAUCCUACCAAUAGUGGCAAAAUUCCUCUCUGUAACCUUAUGAGCAAGGAUUCCAGACCGCAUUUCAUCAUGGUAUUUGAGAAUAGCAAUUACAAGGUCCUGAAGGUUCCAAAGGAAUAAUGUCUCAAUGCAAAGAACCAUCGGUCUUUCAAUUUUUUAAACUAGUAAUUAUAAGAAUUCUAAAUCAGAAAUACCUUUUCUACUAAACUUAAAAUGGAAAAAUGUGUAUUUUAUUUUUUACCAUUUUAAAUGAAUUCUGAUUAUAGAAGUAUCUUAAACCUAACAGUUUGGAUUUCUAUUUCAGGGUCAGUCCCUUGAGAUUUGCUAUGCAAAUGGUUAUAUGUUUGCACAUUUUAUUUAACACUGAUCCAAAAAAGUUAAAAGUAGCUGUGGAAAGAAACUCCAUUCUCAAAACCAAUACUAUUGUGAAAUGGGACUGUCAGAAUGUUUUAGCAAAGCAAGUUUGUUUAAAGUGUUGGUGCUAUCAUCUAGGAGCAAAAGAAUGGUGCUAUAGCAUCUGGCAUCGCAUUUCUCAUGUCACUAACAUUACCCAUCUCUCUUCUGGACGACAUGAUACUUGCUAGAAAUUCUUUUAAAAGUCAUGUAAUUUCAUUAGUCAUAUCUGAGAGAAAUACAUUUCUUCUUUGAGAGGAUUAAGAAUAUUGAUCAUUUUGGAUCACUUAAACAUGUGCUUUAAGCUUGCUUUUGAAAUGGAAAGGUUUGUAAACAAUCUUGAAACUUUAUUCUUUAGACGCAUCUUUCUGGAACCUUAUUGAUAUUAAAAAGACUAACAAGGGUAAUGUUUGCAGUGAGCAAUAGUUUAGCUUCUCAGUCUUCAAGGAUUUUGGCAUUCUUACGCAUUCAGAAUAAGCAGACGUAAUGUAUGUGAAAUUUUUAAGGGAAAAUGCUUUAUUCAGGAAAAAUCUGUCAUAGCCUUAGAAAAAUACUAAAAUAAACUCUUCACUGCCUUAACUAGACCUUCAGCGCCUAACUUGAUAAGAAAUGACUUUCAAAAUUUAUGUCCAAUUUUCUUUCCCCAUGUAUUAGAUCCAUCCUGCCUGGAUUUUAUUGUACAUUGUUCAUCCAGUUUUAGUAAUGCUAAUUUUUGAAAUAGUUUGAAGGAUCUUCAGCUCUAAAGAAAAAUGAAAUUUACCCCAGUUGUGAUAUGGGUAUAGUCAAAUGGUGGUGUGGACAUAAUCAUUCCACGACAUUAGAAUGGUUCUACAGUUUUUCUGUCAUCUUGACGUCAAACCAACAUUAUAAAGAGUUUAGAGAAUUACUUUCCAAUAUACUCAGUGCAAGGACUCCCUGUAGUCAUUUAACAAACUUGACAGAGUUUUUGUAUAAAUAGCCAUUGGAAGCAUUACAGCAAUUGUGGUUCUACAGUCUAAGAUUGUAGUAGUUGAAAGAUCCUCUGGAUAUCAUUCAUGUUUGUUUUUUGUUCAGACACUAGUCUAUUGAUAUGACUGGUCUUUUUGAGCCCUGACAGCAUCUAGCAGUAUUAGGUGCUAUAGAAGUAGCACCUGUCACACCUGAAACGGUAACAAUUAAAUGAGAACUUACGAUAAAGUACUACUAUAAAAGCUGAUCAGUAUUCAAAAACUUUCAUUUUUUUUUAAUCUGUUUUAUCAAGAGAGUGAGGGAAAAUGGCUGAAAAUGCAUUAGCCUUUUAACUUUUACAGAGUAGAUUUUGGAAAAAUUUCUAUAAGGAAACUAUCACAAAAAGGGCUUUCAGGAAGUCACUUUUUAAAAUGUUAACUGAAUUCAAGGAAGCAGGAAAAAAGAUCUUUAUAUAAACAUUGUGACUAGUGUUACAGCACAAAAAGGUACUGUAUUUUUAUGAGGUUUAUGCCAACUGUUAACAUGUACUUAUAUGUGGUUAAAUAAAAAAAAGAUGUAAAGUGUU
Molecule: messenger RNA, 4267 nt
Organism: Dromaius novaehollandiae (emu)
Lineage: Eukaryota; Metazoa; Chordata; Aves; Casuariiformes; Dromaiidae
Gene: DPY19L1
Product: dpy-19 like C-mannosyltransferase 1
Exons: 23
Coding region: 175-2481 (768 amino acids)
Cellular component (GO): nuclear inner membrane
Molecular function (GO): mannosyltransferase activity
Source: RefSeq, a predicted model, not a curated record